Messenger RNA from Mirounga angustirostris (Northern elephant seal), 1579 nucleotides. It is a transcript of the gene NOXA1, whose product is annotated as NADPH oxidase activator 1. The record is from RefSeq and is a predicted model, not a curated record. The coding region runs from base 125 to 1525 and encodes 466 amino acids. The transcript is spliced from 14 exons. Lineage: Eukaryota; Metazoa; Chordata; Mammalia; Carnivora; Phocidae. Gene Ontology annotation, molecular function: protein binding; superoxide-generating NADPH oxidase activator activity. Gene Ontology annotation, biological process: superoxide anion generation.
CGGCCCUCGGCCCCCCGUCGCCCCGCCGGGUCCCCCACGGGACCCCCACCGCCGCGGCCUCGCCCGCCGCGCUCCCGCCCGGAAGCCGGGCGCCCGCCGCCGUCUGGCGGGUGUCCACGCCGCCAUGCCCUCUCUAGGAGACCUGGUGCGCGACUGGCAGCGGGGCGUGCAGGCUGUGGCGCGCGGGGACUGGGGCUGCGCCCUCCGCCUCUUCUCGGGCGACCCCGAGCCGCCCGCCAGGACGUGCUUCAACGUGGGCUGCGUGCACCUGCUGGCCGGGGACCCGGAGGCCGCGCUGCGGGCAUUUGACCAAGCAGUGACCAAGGACACCUGCAUGGCUGUUGGCUUCUUCCAGCGAGGAGUGGCCAACUUCCAGCUGGAGAGGUUCCAGGAGGCCCUGUCCGACUUCCGGCUGGCCCUGGCACAGCUAAGGGAUAAUGCCACCAUUGACUACACGCAGCUGGGCCUGCGGUUCAAGCUGAAGGCCUGGGAGGUGCUCUUCAACGUGGGGGCGGCACAGUGCCGGCUGGGACUCUGGGCUGAGGCCACCCACAGCCUAGAGGAGGCCCUCUCGAAGGGGCCGGAAGGGGCCGACGACCUGCACGCCGCCCUGGACCAACUGCAGAAACAGGCCCCCCUGCAGCCUCGGCAGGUCCCCAGGGGUGAGGUCUUCCGGCCCCACAGGCGGCACCUGGAGCAUCUGGAACCAGUGGAUUUCCUAGGCAAGGCCAAGGUGGUAGCCUCUGCCAUCCCCGAAGACCAGCACGAGGGCACCCAGCCUCAGCAGCCCCAGGUUCAGGAUGCCAAUGGUGAAGGCAGACCUGGAGCCGCCCCACGGGCUGGAGACUCAGGCCCCUGCAGAACUGCCACCCCCUGUGGUCCCAGGAUGCCCCUUGAGGCAGAAACAGAGGUUGGCUCUGGACAGGUGGUGCAGGUCAUCUACGAUGAGCAGAGGCCCCGUGUGGAGCAAGUUGGCAAACAGGUUCCUCCAGGGCCGCUGGUGGCAGGGGCGCCGGACCCCAGCCCUUCGGAGGAUCCCUCGGGUGCUGGGGGAGUGGCCGUGGGGGACCCUGCAUCCUCGGUGACCAUCACAGUGCAGUGUGCCUUCACCCUGGCCCUGAAGGUCCCUAGAGGAGCUGACCUGUCCAGCCUGCGGAGCCUGCUGAGCCAAGCCCUGUCUCGCCAGGCCCAGCGUGGGCAGCUCAGUUACCGAGACCCCAGCAACAAGGGGCGCUGGGUCCCCCUCUCCGGGGAGGAGGCACUGCAGAGGGCCUGGCGGGACGUGGUGGCCAGCCCGGGGGUCCUGCAGCUCCAGUGCCAGGGAGCAGGUGGCCGACCUGCCCUCUGCCAGGUGGUGGCCCAGCACAGCUACUCUGCCCGGGGGCCCGAGGACCUGGCCUUGCAGCGGGGGGAUGUCGUGGACGUCCUGUGUGAAGUGGACCAGGCAUGGCUGGAGGGUCACUGUGAUGGCCGCGUCGGCAUUUUCCCCAAGUGCUUUGUGGUCCCAGCUGGACAGUACGUGUGAGGAGCCCGACACCCCUACCCGGAGCCCCGCCCAGCCCAAACCCAGUGAAGAAAU